AUGGCCCAGCGGUGGGGCCCCCAGAGGCUUGCAGGCGGGCAGCUGCAGGCCAGCUUUGAGGACAGCACCCCGGCGAGCAUCUUCACCUACACCAACAGCAACGCCACCAGAGGCCCUUUUGAAGGCCCCAAUUACCACAUUGCCCCCAGAUGGGUAUACCACCUCACCAGUGCCUGGAUGGCUUUCGUGGUCAUUGCGUCUGUCUUCACUAAUGGGCUCGUGCUGGUGGCCACCAUGAGGUUCAAGAAGCUGCGCCAUCCUCUAAACUGGAUCCUGGUGAACUUGGCUGUGGCUGACCUGGCAGAGACCCUCAUCGCCAGCACCAUCAGCGUCGUGAAUCAGAUCUAUGGCUACUUUGUGCUGGGCCACCCUCUGUGCGUUGUGGAGGGCUACACCGUCUCCCUGUGCGGGAUCACGGGGCUCUGGUCCCUGGCCAUCAUUUCCUGGGAGAGGUGGCUGGUGGUCUGCAAGCCUUUUGGCAACGUGAGAUUUGAUGCCAAGCUGGCCAUCGCAGGCAUCACCUUCUCCUGGGUCUGGUCUGCUGUGUGGACAGCCCCGCCCAUCUUUGGUUGGAGCAGGUACUGGCCCCAUGGCCUGAAGACUUCAUGCGGCCCAGACGUGUUCAGCGGUAGCUCGUAUCCUGGGGUGCAGUCGUACAUGAUUGUCCUCAUGACCACGUGCUGCAUCAUCCCACUCAGCGUCAUCGUGCUUUGCUACCUCCAAGUCUGGCUGGCCAUCCGAGCUGUGGCGAAGCAGCAGAAAGAAUCCGAGUCCACCCAGAAGGCAGAGAAGGAGGUGACGCGCAUGGUGGUGGUGAUGAUCCUGGCAUACUGCCUCUGCUGGGGGCCCUACACUUUCUUUGCAUGCUUCGCUGCUGCCCACCCUGGCUACGCCUUCCACCCUCUGGUGGCCGCACUGCCAGCCUACUUUGCCAAAAGUGCCACUAUCUACAACCCCAUUAUCUAUGUCUUUAUGAACCGGCAGUUUCGAAACUGCAUCUUGCAACUCUUUGGGAAGAGAGUGGAUGAUAGCUCUGAGAUCUCCAGCACCUCCAGGACGGAGGCCUCAUCUGUCUCUUCGGUGUCCCCCGCAUGA
Messenger RNA from Myotis myotis, 1095 nucleotides. RefSeq names its product long-wave-sensitive opsin 1. The coding region runs from base 1 to 1095 and encodes 364 amino acids. Gene Ontology annotation, biological process: visual perception; phototransduction; G protein-coupled receptor signaling pathway. The record is from RefSeq and is a predicted model, not a curated record. Gene Ontology annotation, cellular component: membrane; photoreceptor outer segment. The transcript is spliced from 6 exons. Lineage: Eukaryota; Metazoa; Chordata; Mammalia; Chiroptera; Vespertilionidae. Gene Ontology annotation, molecular function: G protein-coupled receptor activity.